GGCAACCCACCCUUUCUUUUCCGACGACGUGCCUCUUCAAGCAGCAGUUCUUCUCGUUCUCUCGGUAAAAGACAAAGAAACAUGUCCGACGAAGGGAAACUUUUCGUCGGCGGCCUGAGCUUCGACACAACAGAGCAGUCUCUUGCAGAAGCAUUCUCCAAAUAUGGAAACAUCGCUAAAUGUGAUGUUAUCAUGGACAGAGAAACGGGAAGACCCCGUGGAUUCGGCUUUGUGAAGUACGACAAUGCCGAUGAUGCGAAAGACGCUAUGGAGGCCAUGAACGGCCAGUCUCUCGAUGGAAGAACCAUCCGCGUAAAUGAGGCAGGCCAGGGUGGCGGUCGCGGCGGUGGUGGAGGCGGUGGAUACAGAGGUUCCAGAGGAGGUGGAGGAUACGGUGGCGGCGGAGGAUACAGCAGUGGUGGUGGUGGAUAUGGUGGAGGAGGCCGCAGCUAUGGCGGUGGCGAAGACAGAGGAUACGGAGGUGGUGGCGGAUACAGAAGUGGAGGCCGAGGCGGCGGUGGUGGAUACUCCGGUGGAUAUUAAGGCCCACUGAGGUUUCGAGACCUAUUGAGGGUCCUACACGGACAGCUAUGCUGCACACACGAGUACAACUCAUUCCUUGGCUGGCUGUAUUUAAAAAGAUGCGCUCCUCAAGAAAUAUGUCCACUUGUUGUAGACCGGUUGACUUUUGUAGUCCUAUUCUGUGUUGCGUAGCUAGCUAACUCGAGCGUCUUUACACUUAGCCACGUGUGUCGGCCAUUCAUUUACAAACCAUGUGAAAAGUUCCUGCUCAUGUUUUCUUGCCGAUUAACAUUCCACCUGGUAGCGAUGUUGUACCCUUAUCCUGUACGAUUUUCAAACUGUUCUUUAUUUGUAUCAACAUUGAACUAUUUUUGUUGUCAAUUUUUUUGCUUCAUGGAGCCUAUUAAAACGAUUU
Molecule: messenger RNA, 937 nt
Organism: Esox lucius (northern pike)
Lineage: Eukaryota; Metazoa; Chordata; Actinopteri; Esociformes; Esocidae
Product: glycine-rich RNA-binding protein 1-like
Exons: 1
Coding region: 82-543 (153 amino acids)
Biological process (GO): positive regulation of mRNA splicing, via spliceosome
Cellular component (GO): spliceosomal complex
Molecular function (GO): RNA binding
Source: RefSeq, a predicted model, not a curated record